Messenger RNA from Dicentrarchus labrax (European seabass), 1779 nucleotides. RefSeq lists its product as uncharacterized. NCBI's taxonomy places the organism in Eukaryota, Metazoa, Chordata, Actinopteri, Moronidae. Gene Ontology annotation, biological process: endoplasmic reticulum unfolded protein response. The transcript has 3 exons. The record is from RefSeq and is a predicted model, not a curated record. Bases 195 to 395 code for a protein of 66 amino acids. Gene Ontology annotation, cellular component: endoplasmic reticulum.
GCCGCUCCAGUUAGCUCGUUCGGCUAGCAGCUAGCUCCCCGUUAGCUCUUGAUUUGGACGCUGCCCAACAACACGGAACCGGACUCUCCUCCAGCGGGACGUUUCUCUCCGGUACCGGCGCCUCCACCCUCUGCUCUCCCACCGGUUGCCCCCGGAUCUUUUUCCGUCCUCCACCCGGUCGUUAAAGCUGAACCAUGUCGGCGGUGCAGCGGAUGAAAGUGGCGAACGAGCGGCACAGCAAGACGAUCACACAGCGGGGACACGUCCAGAAAACCUCGCGGCCAGUAAACGAGGAAAAGUCUCCGGUGGGUCCGUGGCUGCUCGCCCUGUUCGUCUUCGUGGUUUGUGGAUCAGCCAUCUUCCAGAUCAUCCAGAGCAUCAGGCAGGGCAUGUGAUCACCUUUGACCCCGGAGCUGAGCCUGUCACAUGAGGAGGAGGAGGAUGGGCGGGGCCACGCUGCCAUCAUGACCCCGCCUACCACACACACACACACACACACACACACGCACACACACACACACACACACACACACACACACACACACACACUUGUUCCUGUGGAGUUUAAAUCUGAGCUGGUUUUCUUCCCACUGUAACCCAACCCCUCUCUCUCUCUCUCUCUCUCUCUCUCUGUCCUAUGUCUCUCUCUCUCUCUGUUUUUUUUUUACUUCCUCCCUCGUUGAUGAAGCCGAUCAGAUAUUGGUUAUUGAUUGCUUGUCAGAUGAAGUCUUAACUCUCCUUCCUGUCGCUCUGACGCAGUCGUCCAGCUGCUUUUUAUUGUCGCUCUGAAGCGUCGCCGUCUGCCGCCGUCUGACUGAAGCUCUGACAUCACACUUUAACCUCCAAUCAGCCGCCAGCUUCACUUCCUUCCUCACCGGGAGGCUCCUGAUGUGUCCGUCACUCCCAAUAUAUUAGAAAUACUCAACUCAUAAACAAUCACUGAGAGGGAAACGGAUCCCGUCUGUCCUGGUUGGCGUUAAGCGGCCGACACUUCCUGUGAAUAUUUCACAUUAAGUCUUCCAGCCUGCCUGUUCACCAGUACGCCUUUAAUGUGAAAUCCUUACAGGAAGUGUCGCAGCAGCGUAACGUCCAUCAGGAGGAACUGGAGUCUGUACGGAUCGACGUACCGCUGCUGUCGGCACUUCCUGUGAAUAUUUCACAAUAAAAGCCUACCAAUAACUGGCAGGCUUUUAAUGUGAAAACUGUUAAGCUGCCAGUGCGGAUAGCAUACAAAGCACUUCUAGUGUAAGUGAUGAAUAUAUUUAUUAAAGUAGAAUAAAGUGUGAGAGAGCUGAUCCCACUGCAGACUGUCAGCAGCUGCAACACAAAGCAGGACGUCCUUCAACCGGUGAUCAGUGUAAAUACAGUUCGUUUCAAUUCAGUGUUCUUUGUGUUUGGGUUUAAGUUUACAAGACGUCUGCAGUGAUUGAAGGAUGCAUCACAACAAUGUGGAACCUUUUUAACAAGUAGAAACAAACUUUAUUUUGUAUUGGAGCGAACGCUGCAGUUUGCUUCCUGGAGCUGAGGAAGAAACUGAGGCUGACUCGAACCGGUUUGAAUAAAAGCAGUGAAGUUUAAUCUGCGUCUUCGUCCGUUGCUUCGCUCAGACUGCGGCUGUCCACCAACGCUUCCGCCGCCGUCGGUCGGUGUGAGGAGAGCGGUAACGUGCUGGUUUUUAAAGCAGAGCUCGGGUCAGUCUCUGGGAAGGUGAAGAGCUCCUCCUGCUGGACGACGCGCUCCGCUUUUAUACAAAAUAAACCACAGAUAUUUUUCUCUAAA